Molecule: messenger RNA, 755 nt
Organism: Triticum aestivum (bread wheat)
Lineage: Eukaryota; Viridiplantae; Streptophyta; Magnoliopsida; Poales; Poaceae
Product: zinc finger BED domain-containing protein RICESLEEPER 2
Exons: 2
Coding region: 12-413 (133 amino acids)
Molecular function (GO): protein dimerization activity
Source: RefSeq, a predicted model, not a curated record
ACAAGAAGAGAAUGAGAACUUGUGGAGAGGGUAGCACUAGCUCAAAUAUGAGAACUGAAUUAGACAAGUACCUAGCUGAGGAUACCGAAGAGUUGACUGCAGAAUUUGACCUUCUUGAGUGGUGGAAGUUGAAUGCUGCUCGCUUUCCUGUCCUGUCAAAAAUGGCUCGUGAUAUACUAGCAAUCCCUAUCUCAACGGUUGCUUCUGAAUCAGCUUUUAGCACUAGUGGCCGUAUUCUUGAUGACUUUAGAAGCUCUUUGACACCAGCGACACUCCAAGCGUUGAUAUGUACACAAGAUUGGCUGCGUAGUAAGCCUAUCAAUGUUGAACUUGAUCUUGCUGAGUUGACCAAACUGGAGGAAGGUGUGGGAGCCCUUCGAUUGGAGGAUAAUGGUGUAAUAUCGAUUGAUUGAUCUUCAUGUGUGGAACUGGAGUGGAAACUUGUGCAAGUUGCUGCCUGAAGUGAUGAAGUUUGUGUGUGUCAUCUGUCAUGUGUUGAACCCAUUUUGCAAUAUGUUGAACUUUGGCUGUGUCGAACUUGGUUGUUCUAGAAUUUAAUGUACUCUUAUGCGCCAGAAUUUCAUAUGAACUUGUAAUGGAGUUUAUUAUCUUGAUGUGUUCUCAUGCUUGAUUCAUGCUGGACAUGUCUUUGUUCCAGAAUUUCUUCAUGUUAUUGUACUGGACAGGUACUGUUCCAGAAUUUCUUCAUGUUAUUGUACUGGAUAUGUACUAAGUGUCUAAGUGCUUGUACUGGA